Molecule: messenger RNA, 567 nt
Organism: Pseudocercospora fijiensis CIRAD86
Lineage: Eukaryota; Fungi; Ascomycota; Dothideomycetes; Mycosphaerellales; Mycosphaerellaceae
Exons: 2
Source: RefSeq, a predicted model, not a curated record
AUGGCGUUUGACUCUGACACCGAUCCAUACCCAGAGGACGAAUCCGUCAACGAGGACGAUCAUGAAGAAGAAGAAGAAGAAGAAGAACAGGAAUCGUCCGAAAUCGACCACGAAGACUAUCAAGAAGUCCGUGACGUCUCCUCGCCAGUACCCAUGAAUGCCACACUAGCAGACGCAAUCUCCACGGCACCAGAAACGAAAAUCCGUGCCCUGCUCCAACACAUCGUGUCCGAAAUCCCAGCCGCAAACGCCAUAGCAUCUCGAAAACUUCUCGCAUCAACCACCACCACAGGCGUGAAGAGAAAAGCGUACGAAAAAUGCAAGAAUUGUGGAGAUGACUACGAUGUCUCUCAAAAUUACAAAGGAGCUUGUUUUUAUCAUGAGGGAGAGAAAGAGCUGGACAACGCGGGAGACUUCUGGGCUGAUCAUGAUUCUGAUUGUCAUGGAGAUCCCGAGAGUUUCGUUGAUGAUCCAAAUAUGGAAGAAGGCUUCAUCUGGUCUUGUUGUGAACAGAGUGGCAGCGCUGAUGGAUGUGUCAUUUCGAAACAUCAACCGAAAGAGGCGCAG